UAAACCUUUAUCAGUGAAUUUCCUAUCUCUGUUUGGACACACAAGGACAUCAGGAGGCAGCAAGGCUGUGUUUACUGCAGAAGCUAAACUUUUCACACUAGAAGUCAUCAUGCUUUACACAGAUUUACUGCAGCUUUGGAAUGAGUCAGUGCAGGCAAUGGAUAGCAAGGACUGGCAAGGAGCUCUGGCAAAGAUGGACCAGAUUACAGAACCUACAUCUUGGACACUCUUCAAUGCUGCCUCAGCACACAUCUGUAUGGGACAUCUGGAUUCUGCCCUCAAGGCAUUAGACCUCACAAUUGUCAAGGAUCAACGACUUUCUGUUGCAUUCUUCCAGAGAGCAGCCAUCAAGAUUCUGCUUGGCAGGUUGGAAGAGGCUCUGUCUGACUGUGUCUGGGCACAGAAACACUUAAGAGGAAACAAUGUCAUUGACUACCGACAACUUGGACUGCGCUAUAAACUGAACAGCUGGCAGGUGUCACAUAACGCAGCUGCUGUGUACUGUCGACUGGAUCAGUGGGAGCAAGCAAGAGAUGUUCUCGUGUCGAACAAUCAAGGCGGGAAUCUAGAGAUGGCUUUGGACAUGAUUCUGAGAAAUGAAGUCCUCGCACCUCUCCUGGUACCUGAGGGUGUCGUGUUUCGGCCCAGGAAAAAAGAUGUGGAACAGCUCAAGCCGAGGGACUUUUUAGGGAAACCCAAGGUGAUUUCAUCUAUGAUACCCAAUGACGAUUUUGGGGGAUUUGAACCUCUCAGAUUGCAGAAACCUGGUUUUUAUCAGCCCAGUGUGGAUGGGGCUCAGCAUUCUCGCUACAUGUGUAUGGGCGUCCCUUACAUGGCUCGAGGUCCGGGUCAGUUGACCGUGCCAGGAGGUGCCAAGGUCUUUAUAUUUGGAGAAGAGGACAGGGAUGGAAUGGCAACUGUCAUAUAUGAUGGACAGAGAGGACUUGUGCCAGCAUCUCUGCUCAAGCCAGCAGAUAUAAAGACAGCCGAAGGCAAAACUGCAAAUACACUUCCGACUGGGAUCCCCCUCCCUCCAGGUCUAAAGCCACCCACUCGUCCACAAACCAGAUCCAGUUCUGCAACUCCUACUUGGGAACACCUGAUCUCCGACACACCACCACCACCCUACGCAACCGCCACCCGUAUUCAACCGUCAACCUCAACACUUCCCGGGUACACAGCCAAUGCAGCCAGCAAGCAGAUUGUCAACGUGGUCCAGGAAUCCGAAGCAGACUCUGUCGUGAUGGUGAAAGUUAAUUACAUAUACACUGUGGCACUGUCAGUGGCAACGAAUACAACAUACCAUGAACUGAAGGAAGAUAUUGCGCAUAAAUUGGAUCAGCCAUCAUCUUCUCUACGUCUCAGAUACAGGAAGCAUGGCUCCCGUUUGCUGGUACCUCUCGAUUGGGAGGUAGAGACAGGCAAAACCAUACACGACGUGUCAGAGGCUGGCAGAGCAACUCUGUGGUGCCAGGUCGAAGAUCCCCUGCACAACCAUAAUAUCCUUUACCAAAUGGUGGCAAAACAUGAUUAUUCUGCUCAGGGCCCAGAGGAUUUAGAGUUUAGUGAAGGGGACACCAUUGACAUUCUGUGUGAAGUUAACGAAGAGUGGCUCGAGGGACACUGUGCAGGAAAAAACAGGCCCGCGGGCGACUCAUCUGGUCCUUACGGGCGACCUGGUGCCCGCGGGCGACCUGGUGCCCGCGGGCACCGCGUUGGUGACCCCUGCUGUACAUCAAGCAAGAAUAGGAAAUAAUUCCACCUGAAAAGCUUCAAAAAUUGGUCUCCUCAGUUCCCAAACGUUUACUGAGUGUGGUUAAAAGGAAAGGCCAUGUAACACAGUGGUAAAAAUGCUCCUUUGCCAACUUUUUCCAAUGUUUUGCUGCCAUUAAAUUCUAAGUUGAUGAUUAUUUGCAACAACAAAAAAAUUAAGUUUCUCAGUUUGAAUGUUAAAUGUCUUGUCUUAGCAGUAUAUUCAAUCGAAUAUAAGUUGAAAAGGAUUUUUGUUUGUAUUCUGUACAUUGUAUUCUGUUUUUAUUUACGAUUUACACAACGUGUCAACUUCACUGGUUUUGGGUUUUGUAUCAGUAACUGUUAGUGAUACAUGUUGCAUAGCAUCUAUCUUCUUAGAUGAGAAACCUACACAGCUCAAUGAGAUAAAAUGACCAAAGGUGCCCACUUAUGUUUCAGAAGACUACACAUGCUUGGCCAACGAUCAAAUUGGAACUUGUGCUUGUAAAAUGUGAUUCACAGAGAAGUGCAAAAAGUGUGACAAUCAACUAUGACAGUAAUUUGAUUAAAGUGAGUGCAUUAAUUAAUAUGUAAAUGUAAUGAGUGAGUUGAUCUGUAUUGAUUUCAUCAUUCUUAAUGAUUCAUAUUUUUCAAAUAGAAUAAAGUGUAGUUUUGAUAAUAGUCAUCUAUGCAGUAGGCACACAUGCAUAUCAUGUAAUGUUUGUCACGAUGCUGGUCUGAAAAUGUUCCCAAAAUUCGUUUUUUGGUAUUUUAGUCGUGUGUCAAUGAACCAGGUCAGUGAAAUGCAACAUUUUUGAUUCAAUAAAGGGUUUGUAUGUUAUCGAUAACCAACAUUAUGUAUUAUCCUAACUGACCUCGUUAGUUAUAUUUAGUCAAUGAAGCAUACUUUUGUAGUUACUUCUCAAUAUUUCUACACUAUUACUCAGUUAUGGGAACAGUGCAAAAUGUUGUAGAUUUUUAACAUGAAAUUGCAUGUUCAUUUUAUCAUCUAUUAUUAUGCCUAGAGAUUUGAUCUAUUUGUCAUUGUUUAUGCCAGAGCAAGGCAGAAUACGGCCUGUUAGCUUUUAAAUUAGGCCUGCUGGACGUUGCCAAAUUAUUUUUUUAAACAUUUUUCAUCGAAAAUGUUAAAGGUUAUUGUUUACAGUCCUCAUGGAGAAUAUGAUGCGAAGUGCCGUUUUCAAAUUACCGUAGGCCUUAAACUAUAGGAAGUAUUGAAAUGGUUGGAGUCUGUGCUAUUGACUGUGAUAAUGGUUGUUAUAGUUAUCAUAGGCACUACGUCACAGCAGCUCCAGGCGGACAAGACACAAAGUGGGUGGGGUUUGUUUACAGAACAGCCAACUUGAGUAAGACACACAAGU
This is a messenger RNA of Entelurus aequoreus (snake pipefish), 3110 nucleotides long. RefSeq names its product NADPH oxidase activator 1-like. The transcript has 17 exons. Gene Ontology annotation, molecular function: protein binding; superoxide-generating NADPH oxidase activator activity. The coding region runs from base 110 to 1756 and encodes 548 amino acids. Gene Ontology annotation, biological process: superoxide anion generation. NCBI's taxonomy places the organism in Eukaryota, Metazoa, Chordata, Actinopteri, Syngnathiformes, Syngnathidae. The record is from RefSeq and is a predicted model, not a curated record.